CCGUUUUUAAAUAUUUAUACAUUUUAAAGUUUUUCUUUAUAGGGUUUUUACAAUUUUUAAUUUACAAAAAUACAGUUUUGCUUACUAACACGUUCCUCGCUUUUUCUUCUUCCUCGAUCACCUUUUUUCUUUGUCUAUUCAUUUUCUUCAUAUUUCUCUCCUUUUUUUAGCUAUCAAAAGCAUGUUACCAUUUUCUCCCCACAAUCUUACUCAUAAUCUUCUCCCCCACAAUUUUCACUCACUUUCUUAAUUAUAUUUUAAAAAAAAUUCAUCACAUUUUUCUCAUAAUGGUUUCUACUCGUUCAAGCUCUUGCUCUCCUCCAUUCCAAAGAAAGUUUCAAAAUUUGAUAAGGCUAAAAAAAUUUCCGUUUCGAAAAGGGAAGUAGAGUUUAAAGUUGACCCCAAACCAAAAUCAAUGGCAAAAAAACCUACUGCCAAACCUUCGAAGGGAUCAUCUUCUAAGAAAAGGGCAGCUUCAAGUGAUGUUGAGGAGCGUAAGUCGAAGAAGUCGAAGCCGGAAUCAGAUGACCGUAAUGAAUCUGAAAUUUCUGAAACUAAGAAAGUCAAGUUGAAGUUGGAGAAUAUAAAACGAAGCGAUGUUGAACAUGUUGUUUUGAAGUUUGAGGACUUUGAUUUCAACACUGAUUUUAAGGAUCAUGGGAAAGGCGAGAUUCAUUCUGAAUCUAAUGUAGAUAUUGGGGAUCAUGACAUGUCAACAACUCCAUCUGUGGGUUGAUUCUAUGUUGAUGAUGUUGGUAUUGAUUGUGUAAAUCAAAGUUCGCAGUGGAAGGGUGACAAUAAAAAUUUAACCAAUGCUUGAUCCAAGAUCACAUAUAUACCUAUACAUUAAAUUAAGAUUCAUAAACAUAGAAUCAUACCUCUCGUAGCUUAUCAAGAAUCCUCACUAUCUUUCUGUAAUUUAACAAUGAACAUCCAAUCCAAUAAGACUGGUUUAAGAUCUACACCAAGAUCUUCAAAGUCAAUCCUCAACACACAAGGACAUAUGUGGACACGUAGGAUAUAGAGAACAAAAUUUAGACUUUC
Messenger RNA from Humulus lupulus (European hop), 1044 nucleotides. RefSeq lists its product as uncharacterized. The transcript has 2 exons. Bases 416 to 736 code for a protein of 106 amino acids. The record is from RefSeq and is a predicted model, not a curated record. NCBI's taxonomy places the organism in Eukaryota, Viridiplantae, Streptophyta, Magnoliopsida, Rosales, Cannabaceae.